Molecule: messenger RNA, 1229 nt
Organism: Sycon ciliatum
Lineage: Eukaryota; Metazoa; Porifera; Calcarea; Leucosolenida; Sycettidae
Product: peptidyl-prolyl cis-trans isomerase FKBP3-like
Exons: 7
Coding region: 97-756 (219 amino acids)
Molecular function (GO): peptidyl-prolyl cis-trans isomerase activity
Source: RefSeq, a predicted model, not a curated record
UUAAAAAAAACGUCUCGACGCUGCGCUGUCAAAUCAAAGGAGAAGCAAGGAGGUUUUCAGACGGCUUGUUCUUUACAUUUUCAUUCCUUCGCAACCAUGGCUAGCGCCGAACCAGUAUCGACAUACACUGAGGAGCAAAUGGCUUCAGAUGAUGUCUCCAAAAAGGACAUCGUCACGUUUCUGCAAGAGAAUGGCAGAGAGAAAUUCCUGCGUGACAACAAAGUGUUUGGCAAGGUGGCAAGCAUUGCUAAGGGAAGCAAGAAGGACCACUUGAUUUCUGUCUACAAGAAAAUGUUCGAAACAAAGGCGUUCAAGGGCACCGAAGGUGAGGGUGAUGCUGUGGAGGAGAUGACUGCGAAGGCAGCUGCAGUCACAGUUACUGAAGAGGCACCGGCUGCUGCACCAGAGAAAAUCCGAUACACCAAACAGACCACUAAGAAAGGCUCUACGACCAAGGUGAGGAAGGGAGACUUGGUUGGAUGCAACUACACCGGCACUCUAGAGGAUGGCACCGUCUUUGACACCAACAUUGCAACAAGUAAGAAGAAGAAGAAGGAUGCUGGUCCUCUGAAGUUCCGUGUGGGCCAAGGCAGGGUCAUUCGUGGUUGGGAUGAAGCACUUCAGACGAUGACGGUCGGAGAGAAAGCAAAAAUCACAAUUGAGCCUGAAUGGGCUUACGGCAGGAAGGGCUUGGACGGAAAGAUUCCACCGAAUUCAACAUUGAUAUUUGAGGUCGAAGUGGUCAGUGCGGAGUAGACUGUUGACUGGACCCCUGUUGUUUUCCUCACUGCCUCAGUCUUUGGCCAGCCACCUAGUUGAGUACUACCAGUACAUGUCGGUCUCAGCACAGAGAUUAGCCAGGCGCUUUGGUUCCUACAGGUUACUCCACAUGCUGCUUAUUGGUGUCAUGGUGACCUCUCCCCUGCUCAACCACACCAACAGCCUAUAUGCAAUCGUGUUGUUUGCAUUCCCACAACGUUGAAGCUUCUCUGGCUUUUCCGCGCAUUAUGCGUGCUCUUCUUUAGGAAUUUGUUGGCAGAGCUCAAGUGCGGCCUCCCCAUGCCCUGAAGUUUGUCAUUCGGGGCUUGGCAUUUUGGUUUGGCCGUGUACUCUUUUCAGUAUUUUGUAUCUCCUGUGCUCCGAGUUGAGAAUCGUCAAGGCUAUUCGCUUUUACUUUGGACUAGUGAUAAAUACCAUACCAUUCUGAAGGAGUCUGUUUCCCUACGGUA